Molecule: messenger RNA, 468 nt
Organism: Hansenula anomala
Lineage: Eukaryota; Fungi; Ascomycota; Saccharomycetes; Phaffomycetales; Wickerhamomycetaceae
Gene: GNA1
Product: glucosamine 6-phosphate N-acetyltransferase
Exons: 1
Coding region: 1-468 (155 amino acids)
Biological process (GO): UDP-N-acetylglucosamine biosynthetic process
Cellular component (GO): endoplasmic reticulum-Golgi intermediate compartment; Golgi apparatus; endoplasmic reticulum
Molecular function (GO): glucosamine 6-phosphate N-acetyltransferase activity; monosaccharide binding
Source: RefSeq, a predicted model, not a curated record
AUGUCCUCGCUUCCUGAAGGUUACUCAAUCAGACGCUUGAAAGCCACUGAUUUCGCUCGUGGUGUUCUCAACACUUUAACUGCUCUAACUACUGUUGGUGAUGUCUCUCAACUUCAAUUCGAAAACGUUGUUGCUAAAUGGGAUGCCUUGACUUUAAUGAAUGGUUCAUAUAUUUAUAACCCAGUGGUGAUCAUUAAUGAGAAAGAUGAAGUUGUUGCCACAGGUAUGCUAUUCAUCGAGGAGAAAUUGAUCCAUAAUGCUGGUACUGUUGGUCAUAUUGAAGAUAUUGCGGUUAGAAAAGAUCAACAAGGGAAAUCUCUGGGGAAACUUUUAAUUAAGAAAUUAUUAGAAAUUGGUGACAAAGCUGGUGUUUAUAAAAUCAUAUUGGAUUGUGAUCCAAAGAAUGUUGGAUUUUAUGAAAAAUGUGGAUUAAAUGAAGCUGGUGUGGAAAUGCAAAUUAGAUUUUGA